GUGCUCUCACUAGCCUUCGAUGAAAAAUCAAACAUUUGGCUGCAGCCAUUUUCAGUACUUAUUAACUGCAUGUUUCCAGUGGAAUACGUGUAUGCAGAUUGGAUUUUUUGCCAAACAAGAAGUAUUGCAAGGCGUGCAGAUCCAGAAUCUCUGGCAAGUCCAAGCGAACGUGUUAAAGAUACUGGAAGUCAAGUUGAAGGAUUUUGCAUACCUCAGCUUCUUCUCAGGAAAAGUAAUAUUGAUCAAGCCACGGCCACUACACUUGUUAUAAAGGAACGCUGGACGCCAGACUUGGACAAAAUGACAGAAAAUGAGCCCUUUGUAGAGAACAAUGAUAACAAGAUGAUACCUAUCUUCACUGCGGAACACGCAAAAGACGAUGAGAUGUACGCAAAGCUAAGGCUGACAAGCGAAUGGAAAGAUCAUCGCCCUCGUUAUAAGAACGUUUCUUACCUUCAUCAUGCAUUUCUGUUGCCUUCAUCAGAUCAUGCCUUGGCUGGUAAGACUGCAAAGACAUUUGACGGGGAAAUUCGCGAGUGGACGUACUGUCUUCAUGGGCCUGUACGUAAACUUCAAGGUGGUGGGUUUACAAACUACGAGGAGGAUGACGCCGCUGUUUUCAAGUACCCGGAUGCUUGGCCCAAGCCAGCUAUGGAAUGGUUGAGCAGACCACGCCCAAGUGGCUGGCCUUCAUCUGAACUGGUCCAGGAAAUAUUCGAAUCCGGUUGCCAUUUAGCUCCCGUUGGUAGAGGAAAACGGCUUGAAGAGCCCGUUGAUGUAUUCAAAUACUGUCGAAACCCGGAGGCCACACGGGCCAACUCUACAUUACCCAGUGCGACGGAAGACAGCUGCGAGAAGUGGGCGAUGGAUGAAACCGAAUGGCGUACCUCAUUUUCCUUGGCCGAAAAUAAACUCGGGGAAAGUAUGUCACCCGUGCAACGUCAUGUUAUUAUUUUGCUAAAGACGAUCAAGAAAUUUUAUUUCCCUGAAGUUAUUUCGACGUACUACUUGAAGAUUCUAUUGUUCUGGGAGUGUGAGAAGAGAGGUCAGGUCUUCUGGCGAGAGGACAACUCCGGAAGCUGUCUGCUGUUCAUGUUGGAUCGCCUUCAAGAGUGCUUGGAGUCGCGUCAUUUGCCUCAUUACAUCAUGCCACAAAGUAAUCUCUUGAUGUACAAAGACCCGUCUAGACUGAAAGAAGCUGCUGUUCAAGUUGCUGAAGUAAGAUGCAAUAUUUUGUCAAAGACAUUCAACUUGUUAAGAAAGCUCCAGUCCCUAACUUUUCAGUCCCAAACGUAUCUUAAAAAUGUUGGGCUGCAGUUAGAAGAGAAACUCGCAAAAAUGGACGACAAGUUCCUCUCGAAAGAAGAUCGCAUUAAGCUUUCAAGUGCUGUUCGCUCAGUCUUUGUCGGCAAGUGCAAAGAUGUUGUAGCAAGUUUACAACAGAUUUCCUCAAUGGAGCGCGAUAACAUCGACAUGCUCAGGGUAAUAAAUACUUCAUUGUAUGCUUACCAGUCAAUUCUUGCAAGAAAUUUCUGCGCGCUGUGGUUUCUCGACAGUAGUGAAAGCGACAAUCGGAAAGUACCGGAAGAGGAAGAAUUCAAUACAUUCGUAAAGCAAGAGGUUCAAGAUCUUUCUCCUGAUAAGGCAUUCUAUGAAGUAGUGAAUGCCUUUUUCGAGAGUGCCAGGAAAGGAUUGGAGCCUUCUUUAGCGAUACCUUCUACACGAAUGAUGGAAAAGCUGAGAGAGGAGCAGAUGAAAUCAGCACAAAAAGACGUAGAGGAAGCCAAAGCGGAAUUGAAAGAAAUGCUGGAUUGGCUAAAGAACAGUGAUUUGAAGUUAAUUGAAGAGAAAGUUACCAAGAAGUUUAAAGAGAUGGGUUUCUUUCCUACACAAGAGGAAAUAAAGAAAGCAAUGGACGAGGAACUCGAAGCGCUCUUUCAAGAGAGAAUAAAAAUAAACCAGGACGGAUAG
Porites lobata is the source of this 1971-nucleotide messenger RNA. The record is from the annotation of a GenBank genome assembly. NCBI's taxonomy places the organism in Eukaryota, Metazoa, Cnidaria, Anthozoa, Scleractinia, Poritidae.